CGCCGCAGCUGACAGGCAUUGUGACAUGAGGCUGCUUCUACUUGCUGUGUGUAUGGCCACGGCCUUGGCUGCUCCUCGUGGUCGUCGUGGUCUGAUGGACUUCCUGUCUGGUGCUACCAAUGGUACCGAGCUCGGAACAGCUUUCAAAGUCAUCAAUGCUUUUGGCAAAGUCAGCCAGUUCAUAGAUGAUCUGAAGAAUCUUGCCCCAGAUGCACAUAAGGCCUUGAACAGCAGCAUCAGUGACAUUAAGGGCAGCAUUAACGGCAUCAUCAGUGAAAUCACCAGCUCGCUCAUGAGUGGUGGUGCUCAGAAAAGUCGUCGUGGUCUGAUGGACUUACUGUCUGGUGCCACCAAUGGUACCGAGCUCGGAACAGCUUUCAAAGUCAUCAAUGCUUUUGGCAAAGUCAGCCAGUUCAUAGAUGAUCUGAAGAAUCUUGCCCCAGAUGCACAUAAGGCCUUGAACAGCAGCAUCAGCGACAUUAAGGGCAGCAUGAACGGCAUCAUCAGUGAAAUCACCAGCUCGCUCAUGAGUGGUGGGGCUCAGAAAAGUCGACGUGGUCUGAUGGACUUCCUGUCUGGUGCCACCAAUGGUACCGAGCUCGGAACAGCUUUCAAAGUCAUCAAUGCUUUUGGCAAAGUCAGCCAGUUCAUAGAUGAUCUGAAGAAUCUUGCCCCAGAUGCACACAAGGCCUUGAACAGCAGCAUCAGCGACAUUAAGGGCAGCAUGAACGGCAUCAUCAGUGAAAUCACCAGCUCGCUCAUGAGUGGUGGGGCUCAGAAAAGUCGUCGUGGUCUGAUGGACUUCCUGUCUGGUGCCACCAAUGGUACCGAGCUCGGAACAGCUUUCAAAGUCAUCAAUGCUUUUGGCAAAGUCAGCCAGUUCAUAGAUGAUCUGAAGAAUCUUGCCCCAGAUGCACAUAAGGCCUUGAACAGCAGCAUCAGCGACAUUAAGGGCAGCAUGAACGGCAUCAUCAGUGAAAUCACCAGCUCGCUCAUGAGUGGUGGGGCUCAGAAAAGUCGACGUGGUCUGAUGGACUUCCUGUCUGGUGCCACCAAUGGUACCGAGCUCGGAACAGCUUUCAAAGUCAUCAAUGCUUUUGGCAAAGUCAGCCAGUUCAUAGAUGAUCUGAAGAAUCUUGCCCCAGAUGCACAUAAGGCCUUGAACAGCAGCAUCAGCGACAUUAAGGGCAGCAUGAACGGCAUCAUCAGUGAAAUCACCAGCUCGCUCAUGAGUGGUGGUGCUCAGAAAAGUCGUCGUGGUCUGAUGGACUUCCUGUCUGGUGCCACCAAUGGUACCGAGCUCGGAACAGCUUUCAAAGUCAUCAAUGCUUUUGGCAAAGUCAGCCAGUUCAUAGAUGAUCUGAAGAAUCUUGCCCCAGAUGCACAUAAGGCCUUGAACAGCAGCAUCAGCGACAUUAAGGGCAGCAUGAACGGCAUCAUCAGUGAAAUCACCAGCUCGCUCAUGAGUGGUGGGGCUCAGAAAAGUCGUCGUGGUCUGAUGGACUUCCUGUCUGGUGCCACCAAUGGUACCGAGCUCGGAACAGCUUUCAAAGUCAUCAAUGCUUUUGGCAAAGUCAGCCAGUUCAUAGAUGAUCUGAAGAAUCUUGCCCCAGAUGCACAUAAGGCCUUGAACAGCAGCAUCAGCGACAUUAAGGGCAGCAUGAACGGCAUCAUCAGUGAAAUCACCAGCUCGCUCAUGAGUGGUGGGGCUCAGAAAAGUCGACGUGGUCUGAUGGACUUCCUGUCUGGUGCCACCAAUGGUACCGAGCUCGGAACAGCUUUCAAAGUCAUCAAUGCUUUUGGCAAAGUCAGCCAGUUCAUAGAUGAUCUGAAGAAUCUUGCCCCAGAUGCACAUAAGGCCUUGAACAGCAGCAUCAGCGACAUUAAGGGCAGCAUGAACGGCAUCAUCAGUGAAAUCACCAGCUCGCUCAUGAGUGGUGGUGCUCAGAAAAGUCGUCGUGGUCUGAUGGACUUCCUGUCUGGUGCCACCAAUGGUACCGAGCUCGGAACAGCUUUCAAAGUCAUCAAUGCUUUUGGCAAAGUCAGCCAGUUCAUAGAUGAUCUGAAGAAUCUUGCCCCAGAUGCACAUAAGGCCUUGAACAGCAGCAUCAGCGACAUUAAGGGCAGCAUGAACGGCAUCAUCAGUGAAAUCACCAGCUCGCUCAUGAGUGGUGGGGCUCAGAAAAGUCGACGUGGUCUGAUGGACUUCCUGUCUGGUGCCACCAAUGGUACCGAGCUCGGAACAGCUUUCAAAGUCAUCAAUGCUUUUGGCAAAGUCAGCCAGUUCAUAGAUGAUCUGAAGAAUCUUGCCCCAGAUGCACACAAGGCCUUGAACAGCAGCAUCAGCGACAUUAAGGGCAGCAUGAACGGCAUCAUCAGUGAAAUCACCAGCUCGCUCAUGAGUGGUGGGGCUCAGAAAAGUCGUCGUGGUCUGAUGGACUUACUGUCUGGUGCCACCAAUGGUACCGAGCUCGGAACAGCUUUCAAAGUCAUCAAUGCUUUUGGCAAAGUCAGCCAGUUCAUAGAUGAUCUGAAGAAUCUUGCCCCAGAUGCACACAAGGCCUUGAACAGCAGCAUCAGCGACAUUAAGGGCAGCAUGAACGGCAUCAUCAGUGAAAUCACCAGCUCGCUCAUGAGUGGUGGGGCUCAGACAAGUCGACGUGGUCUGAUGGACUUCCUGUCUGGUGCCACCAAUGGUACCGAGCUCGGAACAGCUUUCAAAGUCAUCAAUGCUUUUGGCAAAGUCAGCCAGUUCAUAGAUGAUCUGAAGAAUCUUGCCCCAGAUGCACACAAGGCCUUGAACAGCAGCAUCAGCGACAUUAAGGGCAGCAUGAACGGCAUCAUCAGUGAAAUCACCAGCUCGCUCAUGAGUGGUGGGGCUCAGAAAAGUCGCCGUGGUCUGAUGGACUUACUGUCUGGUGCCACCAAUGGUACCGAGCUCGGAACAGCUUUCAAAGUCAUCAAUGCUUUUGGCAAAGUCAGCCAGUUCAUAGAUGAUCUGAAGAAUCUUGCCCCAGAUGCACACAAGGCCUUGAACAGCAGCAUCAGCGACAUUAAGGGCAGCAUGAACGGCAUCAUCAGUGAAAUCACCAGCUCGCUCAUGAGUGGUGGGGCUCAGACAAGUCGACGUGGUCUGAUGGACUUCCUGUCUGGUGCCACCAAUGGUACCGAGCUCGGAACAGCUUUCAAAGUCAUCAAUGCUUUUGGCAAAGUCAGCCAGUUCAUAGAUGAUCUGAAGAAUCUUGCCCCAGAUGCACACAAGGCCUUGAACAGCAGCAUCAGCGACAUUAAGGGCAGCAUGAACGGCAUCAUCAGUGAAAUCACCAGCUCGCUCAUGAGUGGUGGGGCUCAGAAAAGUCGCCGUGGUCUGAUGGACUUACUGUCUGGUGCCACCAAUGGUACCGAGCUCGGAACAGCUUUCAAAGUCAUCAAUGCUUUUGGCAAAGUCAGCCAGUUCAUAGAUGAUCUGAAGAAUCUUGCCCCAGAUGCACACAAGGCCUUGAACAGCAGCAUCAGCGACAUUAAGGGCAGCAUGAACGGCAUCAUCAGUGAAAUCACCAGCUCGCUCAUGAGUGGUGGGGCUCAGACAAGUCGACGUGGUCUGAUGGACUUCCUGUCUAGUGCCACCAAUGGUACCGAGCUCGGAACAGCUUUCAAAGUCAUCAAUGCUUUUGGCAAAGUCAGCCAGUUCAUAGAUGAUCUGAAGAAUCUUGCCCCAGAUGCACACAAGGCCUUGAACAGCAGCAUCAGCGACAUUAAGGGCAGCAUGAACGGCAUCAUCAGUGAAAUCACCAGCUCGCUCAUGAGUGGUGGGGCUCAGAAAAGUCGUCGUGGUCUGAUGGACUUCCUGUCUGGUGCCACCAAUGGUACCGAGCUCGGAACAGCUUUCAAAGUCAUCAAUGCUUUUGGCAAAGUCAGCCAGUUCAUAGAUGAUCUGAAGAAUCUUGCCCCAGAUGCACACAAGGCCUUGAACAGCAGCAUCAGCGACAUUAAGGGCAGCAUGAACGGCAUCAUCAGUGAAAUCACCAGCUCGCUCAUGAGUGGUGGGGCUCAGAAAAGUCGUCGUGGUCUGAUGGACUUCCUGUCUGGUGCCACCAAUGGUACCGAGCUCGGAACAGCUUUCAAAGUCAUCAAUGCUUUUGGCAAAGUCAGCCAGUUCAUAGAUGAUCUGAAGAAUCUUGCCCCAGAUGCACACAAGGCCUUGAACAGCAGCAUCAGCGACAUUAAGGGCAGCAUGAACGGCAUCAUCAGUGAAAUCACCAGCUCGCUCAUGAGUGGUGGGGCUCAGAAAAGUCGUCGUGGUCUGAUGGACUUCCUGUCUGGUGCCACCAAUGGUACCGAGCUCGGAACAGCUUUCAAAGUUAUCAAUGCUUUUGGCAAAGUCAGCCAGUUCAUAGAUGAUCUGAAGAAUCUUGCCCCAGAUGCACACAAGGCCUUGAACAGCAGCAUCAGCGACAUUAAGGGCAGCAUGAACGGCAUCAUCAGUGAAAUCACCAGCUCGCUCAUGAGUGGUGGGGCUCAGAAAAGUCGUCGUGGUCUGAUGGACCUCCUGUCUGGUGCCACCAAUGGUACCGAGCUCGGAACAGCUUUCAAAGUCAUCAAUGCUUUUGGCAAAGUCAGCCAGUUCAUAGAUGAUCUGAAGAAUCUUGCCCCAGAUGCACACAAGGCCUUGAACAGCAGCAUCAGCGACAUUAAGGGCAGCAUGAACGGCAUCAUCAGUGAAAUCACCAGCUCGCUCAUGAGUGGUGGGGCUCAGAAAAGUCGUCGUGGUCUGAUGGACUUCCUGUCUGGUGCUACCAAUGGUACCGAGCUCGGAACAGCUUUCAAAGUCAUCAAUGCUUUUGGCAAAGUCAGCCAGUUCAUAGAUGAUCUGAAGAAUCUUGCCCCAGAUGCACACAAGGCCUUGAACAGCAGCAUCAGCGACAUUAAGGGCAGCAUGAACGGCAUCAUCAGUGAAAUCACCAGCUCGCUCAUGAGUGGUGGGGCUCAGAAAAGCCGGCGUGGUGUCCUGGACUUUCUCAGUCAGGCGACUAGUAACACUAAGCUGGGCGCCGCCUUCAAAUUCAUUGAUGCAUUUGGUAAAGUUAACAAGUUCAUUGACGAUGUGAAAAACCUUGCUCCCGAGACCAACCAAGCUCUUAGCAGCAGUAUUACCGACAUUAAGGACAGUUUCAACAGCAUAAUCAGUGACUUCGUCAACAGUGUCUGACCUAAGCCAGGUGUUUAACGGUGAACAGCCUCGAGUGAAGACUCUGUAGACAAACAGUUAAAAUAAAUAAUGUCUGGCC
Haliotis rufescens (red abalone) is the source of this 5288-nucleotide messenger RNA. RefSeq lists its product as uncharacterized. The transcript has 25 exons. Lineage: Eukaryota; Metazoa; Mollusca; Gastropoda; Lepetellida; Haliotidae. The record is from RefSeq and is a predicted model, not a curated record. The coding region runs from base 26 to 5209 and encodes 1727 amino acids.